Messenger RNA from Menidia menidia (Atlantic silverside), 2334 nucleotides. The record is from the annotation of a GenBank genome assembly. NCBI's taxonomy places the organism in Eukaryota, Metazoa, Chordata, Actinopteri, Atheriniformes, Atherinopsidae.
UUGUUGAGGUCAGCGAGGCGGCCGCAGCGGACGGAGAGCAGCCAGCCGUCCUCACAUCUGCCCCCGGAACAGAUUUACACCAAAGCAGGGACAGGAACAAAACGAUGCUGUCGGUUGAGAGGGGCUCAGCCCAUUGUCGAGGGGAGAAGUCCCAGCCGCCGAACCCAGGCUCAUCGUCAGCCAUCCUGCACAGAUGGACUUCAGAUAAAACAGACUGAAGUUCUACCCUCAUCCUGACCUUCAGCCUGUCCCAGAUCCUCCAACGUUCGACCGAAAUGACCGAUCCCACUGGGCUGGGCCCCGAAGGGGAGGGGGCCGGCAUGGCUAAUGUUGAUGUAUGUAGUUUGGAAAUCGAGAGAAAAUAUGACGUCAUCCCUGCAGUCAUCUGCUCCAUGUGUUGUCUCUUCGGCAUCAUCUACUGCUUCUUUGGUUACCGCUGUUUCAAGGCGGUCAUGUUCCUCUCCGGUCUCAUGUUUGGCUCGGUCAUCAUAUUCUUGCUGUGCCACAAGGAGCACGUGCUGGACACGCAGCUGAGCGUGGAGGCCAGCGCGGGGAUCGGCCUGGGCAUAGGCCUCCUCUGCGGCCUGGUCACCAUGCUGGUGCGCAGCGUGGGCCUCUUCAUGACGGGCCUGCUGCUGGGACUGCUUCUGGCUCUGGCCGCCCUGCUGGUCACCAACCAGUUCUACACUCCCACCACAGUCUGGGUGCCCCUGGGCACUCUGCUGGGAAGCGGCAUGCUGUUCGCUGUGCUGACGCUGCAGUGGCAGAAGGUCUUCACCAUGCUCUCCACCGCCGUGUUCGGAGCGGCCAUCAUGACUGUGUGCGCCGACUAUUUUGUGGAGAUGCUGGUGUUGGCCUCUCACGUGUACGACUGCUUGCGCCUCACGCCCGGGCCACAGCUCUGCUGGUACAGCUGGGUGAUUCUGGGCAUCUGGCCAGCCCUCAGCCUCAUAGGUGCACUGGUCCAAUGGAAACUGACAGAUGACAGCUUCUCACACACAGAUGUCGUCAUCAGUCGGAGACAGAAGCGAGUCCAGCUGAUGCGGAUCCGAGAGAAGGACGCCAAGAAGCGUCAGCAGGCAGGUGGGCAGGAAGGCACGUACCGCCGUAAACCCGCUCCAGUGAAACGUUACGCUGGGGAUCUGCUGGCGCCGGUCAGUGUAGCCCCACACAGCGUGUGCCACAGUGUUUUCACUCACUUAUGCUAACACAUUAUGAGUUCAAAAAGUGGAGAUGUGUCUCUGUAGCAUGAUAUGGAAAGCAUGACUCAUUUCUCCUGGUUUUGUUGUUCUCAGAGCUACCUACAAAGUUUGCGGGACAGGCAGAUGGGCACAGGUACUUCAAUUAGCAGCGUUGGCACCACAGAGCAAACUAUGAUCGACAUGGACUACGAUACGGGCUCCACGGUUCCCCUCACUGCCACAACUCCAGUCGUCAGGGUCUGAGAUAUGACAGAAAAAGAAGCCAUGGUUGUCCAGAUGUCUUCCUAUCAGCGUAGGUCAUUAACAGCUCUACUAUUAGAAGGAUUUACUGCCUUGAAACGGAAUUGGAGCGAAGAUGGCUUUCUCGUCAGGUUGCUCCUUUCUGGAUGGAUUUUACAAGCUUUGGAAGUCCUGUUUGACGAUGCUAAAACCACUCUAACCACCAUGUUUCUCAGAGAAACAAUGAAAAAUAGAUUCUAUGGCCACCCAUUUCCACUUCUUGUGUUAAAUACAUAACAAGCAUGAGCCUCAGACACAGAAGAAUUUCCGUUUGACAUUACUUGUACUGUACUUCAAGAGUUAGUCUUUGCCAUAAAGUGUUGUGUUGUGUUGUUACCUGUCUUUCUUUCUAACUUUCUGGUCAGAGAAUUUGGACAAGUUUGUCAGUAGUACACUUUGGUGUAAUGUUUUCAGAUAGAAUAUUGUGAGAAAGUAAAGUAUGAUACUGGGUCACACAGCAUUUGACAAAGUGAAGUGAGAAGUAAAUGCAAUAGAUAAAUAAACAAAUAUAUUUGAAAGCAGAUCCACGCUAACUACACCUCAGACCUGUUUGUGCUUCUGGAGUCCAGCCAUCUCAUCAGAAUACAAUCUAUGAAGAAUUUAGACUGUUGUGUUUAGACUGUGUGCCUUUGGAUGAAUCCCUUUUUUAAUAUAAUUUAUGUAAUGAGCAAGUAUCUGAUAGAGAUUUUAAAAAAUAGAAAAAAACUAAGCAUGUUGGUUGUUCAUUUGUAGCUAUUUGAAUCUUUUUCCAUUUUAUGUUUGAAUUUUACAGAAGUGGCAAAUCUGUCAAGUGAAUAUGUAAAUACCUGUUGAUAGAAUUUUCACAGAUAAAUAAAUUUGAUAUAAAAUAACA